This is a messenger RNA of Ananas comosus (pineapple), 3358 nucleotides long. RefSeq names its product histidine protein methyltransferase 1 homolog. The record is from RefSeq and is a predicted model, not a curated record. Bases 118 to 1032 code for a protein of 304 amino acids. The transcript has 9 exons. Lineage: Eukaryota; Viridiplantae; Streptophyta; Magnoliopsida; Poales; Bromeliaceae.
CAUACGGUGCCAUCCGUACACUAGCCCUUCCUUCUAUGUUUCUAGGGUUUCUAGGGUUUCUCUGCUCGAAACUUCGCCUUCGUACUCUCCCUGCUUCUUCUUCUUCGAAGCUCGUCCAUGGCGGAGGAGAAGAGCUCAACCACGAACCCUAAGGAAUCGUACCCUUCCUUCUCCCUUUCCAAUCUCACUCAAUCGGACCUCGGAUUAGGGCUUUUCGGCUUCCCCGAGAAGCCGCUGCCGCCUCCUCCUCCGUGCGUCGAAGUCGAUCCCUCGGAGGAACCUCCGAUUGCAUUAUCUAAUGCAGAUCCUGUUGUUAUUAACGAAUCUUUAACACUUUAUAAGGGAAGAGUAAAUACAUCUGAUGUUUUUGGUGUCACCAACUCGGAUUUGGUCCCUGGAAAGUAUGAAGGUGGAUUGAAGUUGUGGGAGGGGUCUCUUGAUUUAGUUAAGACCGUCUACUCUGAGGUUGAGAAAGGUCGACUAGUAUUGAAAGGAAAGCGAGUAUUAGAGCUUGGAUGUGGCCAUGGGCUCCCUGGUAUCUUCACAGGUCGUGAGGGUGCAGCUCUCAUCCAUUUCCAAGACUUCAAUGCUGAGGUCCUAAAAUAUCUAACCAUACCAAAUGUAAAAGAAAAUCUUAUGAAAGAUACAUCUGUAUCCCCCUUUGUCCGCUUCUUUGCUGGUGACUGGAGUGAAAUUCACAAGCUUCUUCUCUCUGGUAACAUUGAUCAACAAAAAGAAACAGAUGAAACCUUAGGAUCGGAAUAUGAUGGCUAUGAUCUCAUUUUGAUGGCCGAAACUGUUUAUGCAUUAUCUUCACUUAGUAACCUCUAUGUGCUUAUCAAGAAGUGUCUGCACUACCCUCGCGGAGUUGUAUACAUGGCAGGAAAGAAGCACUAUUUUGGAGUAGGCGGCGGCACGAGACAGUUUGUACACUUGGUUGAAGAAGAUGGUGCCAUGGAAGCUUGCUUGCUUGCUGAAGUUGCUGAUGGCUCAUCUAAUGUUAGGGAAGUGUGGAAGUUCUCAUUCAAAUAGUACUUCGUCCAUACUCGAGGCAAGUGAAUUCAGAAAUUGUGCUUUAUGUAUUACUAUGUUCUGUUAUGCUAUACCAUGCCUAAACAAGAAAGUAACACAUUUCUUUUCCUUUAGUCGGUAGACUUUUUUUUUUUUUAUUGUUGCCCCAUCAAUAGAUAUUAUGUACAAUUCUCUCUUCCGCUAGCCAUUUCAUUAUUUAAAUCUUUCAUUGUGUUCUUCAUAGCCCACUCUUGUUCUACUAUUUUAUGUUGAAUAUUUCUGAUUAAAAUGUGUAUUAUUUAUGUUUCCUAGUGCUAUGGGGUUGCUCCUAGGGAUCUUACCAUCUAUUUCUCUUUAGAGGAAAGAUAAAAAGCAGAAAUAAUAGAAAACUUCAUUAUAGUUUAAUGAAUUAUAAUCAAUAAUCAAUGUGUGACAUCAUGAUUCAGUAUUACUGCAGAUAUAGGAUUGGCUUCAAAAAUAUGCUCGACUGAAGCUUUCAUAAUUUAUUCGCUACAAGUAGAAGCCUCAUGAUUCAUCUCAAGAAGGGUAGCUCUUCUUCUUUAGCUUAUAGGAUAUAACGAUGUCCGAGUCAUGCUAUUCGUAGAAGUGUUAUCUUAAAAUAUUUUUGAACUUCUCCUUUAAUAUUUCUUUUUUUUCUUUACCAACUGCUUUACUGGGGGGCUGUUGCUACCUAAAUCAGUGGCAGGAGCGGCGCCAAACAAGUUCUUAGAAAAUGACGGCAGAGCUCCUUCUGCUAAAGCACACCUUUAUUGUACGACAUCUACCACCCUUUUUGAAUUAUUGUUAUUUCGAAAUUUGGUUCAGUGGUUAGAUUUAACUUAUUUCACAUGGGAUUGGAUUUGGGCUCUUCAUAAAAUUUUUGUUCAAUAUAUGAGACCCUCUUAUUGCUUUUCCAAUGGUAGCAUUCUAAUGGAAGCAAGUGAAUGGUUAGAUUUAAAUUAUUUUACAUGGGAUUUGGGCUCUUCAUUAAAUUGUGUUGUUCAAUUUGUGGGGCCAUUUUAUUUUAUUUUAUUUUUUAAUGGUAGCAUUCUAAUAGAAGCAAGUGCAAUGAAUAGUACACAUGUGCUGGCCCAAAGCAAACUCAUGGGGAAAAAGCUAUGUUGUCCUUCCACGUAUUCUUAUCAUGUGCAAUAAUAAUGAUUACAUUACAUUACAUACAUAGUACGAUGUGAUGGGCUUGUUUCUUCUACCUCUUAGUUGUCUUUAGGUCAUGCACCUUAGUGUAUCAAAUUACUAACCAAUAUUUCCUUCACUCUUUUUUUUUCUUUUAAUUCCUUUGUGAAUUAGUUUAAUGUUAUUGUAUUGAGAACAGGUUAUGAUAAGAAGCUCUCACCUACAUAGUUGAGUUUAUAUUGAGAGAUGAGAGUUAGGGUGUUUUCUGAAGCUGUGGUAGUAAGUUUUUUUUUUUUUUUUACUUUUUCGCGCGUCAGAUUGGAUCAUGAAAAUCAUAUGCUCUACCUUUAAGAUUCACUUUGCAUGAUAUAUUGCAGCAGAUCCGAUCUGUAGAAAAAGUGGAAUCACACUCUAAACUCUUCUCUCUCUCUCUCUCUCUCUCUCUCUCUCUCUCUCUCUCUCUAUGCAUGUUUAUGUGUAUAUAUUAUGUGGAAAACAAAUGGUCUCUUUCAUGCAAAUUGGUGAGGAACAGGAAAGGAAUCAAAGCCUAUCAGGCCAUGUUUGUCUCCUUCCCCUCAAUGUCUAUCCUUCAAUGAGUGUUGCCCACUCCCAUGUGCUUUAGCCCAUCACACCAUCAUGUUGCUCCCUCUAUUAUUCUCCUCCGCAUUCCCCUAACCCUAUAUCAACACCCUACUCACACUUACUCCCUAAACUAAGCACAUCAUAGGCAAUGGGCUUCAAAGACAUCUUUGUAAGAUGCUCUAGAGGCCACUCUUCCUCCUCCUGUUGCUACUACUACAGCAGCUACCAAAGGCUGCACUACCAAACCGCUGACAUGACAGUGAUGCAAGGGAAGCAGCGACAGCGAACAAGCGGUGGCGCAAUUUCUUGCAUCGAGAAGCCGUCGAUGUGGCGGCACUUCUCCUCGGCCCUAGUCCUGAGGAGGGUGCUCGACGACUACGGCGCGGGGGUCGGUCCGGUCAUCGUCUUCUCGUCCCCUUGGGGGCUUCCGGUUCUCUCUCAUCCCGCCCUCGUUCCUAGGAAGAAGAUCGGUUCGUCGUACCGGAAGGCCGUGUUAUGAGUAGUGAGAUGCAACUUUUGAGUACAUUUUGAAGUUGCCUUGACAAAGUUGCUAGUUAUGUACUUUUCCUUGGAUGUACAAUUGUUAUUGCAUUUUCUACCCCUUAGUUUUUGUACCCUAGAUAGUUAUGUA